UUUUCUUCCAACCACCCCUUUCGACCGCUUGGCCCCUUUCAUCGUAGGCCAUCCAUGCCUCUCACCUGGCCCACCCUCACCCCCGCCGUCGGACUCGCCGCAGCUGAAAUCUGGCUGCGCACCCGUUAAUUCCGUCCGCCUUCGAUACUCCUACGUUUGCAACGGUGACCCUCUUGCUCUUGGUGAUCUGCACUUUACUGGCUGAGAUACGAGCACAGGAGCCAAUAUGGGCUGAAAUCAGGUAUCUCUUCGACCUCGCCGUCGCACGAUUACACCUAGGACAGCAAUGGCUAAGCGGCAAGCGGUGGGAUUUUGCUUUGGCAGUACCUAACACCCACGACCUGGCCAAUGGAGAAAAUGUCUCAGCAAUGUCGCAGCCAGGACCUGCCUUGUUGCAGAAAAGAUCUAUGCUAGCAGCUGCAGGAGAAAACUGGCGGUGAGUUCUAGCACGAGACUUUUGUGGCAGGGUACUUCUUGGAUCUAGGCUAAUUGGCGACAAAAGGGCCGGCAUCUGUGUAGGUGGCAGCAGCGGACUGGAUCAUAGGAGCUGUUCCAGCAAGUUACAGACCAAAUACGACAUCCGGCUCUUUGUGACCCGUCAAAAGAUUACGUCUAUCCAUGUACUAGUCACGAUUUGUCUCGUCUCGACACGAAAAUACGGGAUUGAAGGGGAUGGAGGGACAUAUUUGGUAUGCGAAGUGAGCUAGGCAGAGCAGCAGAAUCCGCAGAUCACAGCUACGGAGCAUAAAAGACAGACCAGACCCGGAACGCAAAAUCUCUACAAACGUUCAAGACGCAUUGAAUCGACACGACGGGCUCCUCUCCCUUGGGAAUGGCGCCGUAUGGACUAGCAGUCGCAAGACGGUGUUAUCCGGACGAGGAAGAUUGGGCCAAGGUCAAUUGUGCAUGAGAGUGGAGGAGGGCAAGGUUGAAUUCCUAAAACGAUGA
Messenger RNA from Hymenoscyphus albidus, 948 nucleotides. NCBI's taxonomy places the organism in Eukaryota, Fungi, Ascomycota, Leotiomycetes, Helotiales, Helotiaceae. The record is from the annotation of a GenBank genome assembly.